Leptopilina boulardi is the source of this 1256-nucleotide messenger RNA. RefSeq lists its product as uncharacterized. The record is from RefSeq and is a predicted model, not a curated record. The transcript is spliced from 4 exons. The coding region runs from base 476 to 940 and encodes 154 amino acids. Lineage: Eukaryota; Metazoa; Arthropoda; Insecta; Hymenoptera; Figitidae.
AUUGAAAAAUUAUAAAGAACUUAUUCAGCACGAAAAAGAGAAAAAAAAUUCUACAAAUUUGCAAUCAUCCGGUUUUCAUGCUCAAAAGGACAGGAUUAAAUUGCCUUCACAGACAUUUGUACCAUCUCCUUCACAACCAUCUACUUCCAAGGGUUUAUUUGAUCAAGAUGUGUCCUUUUCUGAUGAAUCCAUGAAAAGAUCUCCAAAUUGUCCAUCGUCUACACAAGAUUCAUCACCAACUACACAUUUGUCGCCCGAACAAUCGCCAAAUAAUGUUCAGCCCUCACUCCCAGCCUGGAUACGGAUCCUUCAGAAAAGUCAAGCAAUACUCCUUUAAAUUCGAUCACUUCGAAAACACUAAACACCCCUAAAGGAAGAAACUCAAAUAGUAUUCGCGCUCGAUCUCUGUUUGACACUGCUCAACACAACGUUUUUAACAACGACGCUAUCCUUUUAAGAAACCUUGCAAACUUUGAUGCCUCAUGAGAAACGGAUUCAACGACCAAAUAAUCUUCCACCUCUGCCUAUCAGUGACUUAAAAGAAUUUCAAUGUUUUGAAAAAUUUCUUGAUGAUGGUGCAAACUUCUCAGCAACUAGUUAUUAUCUAUCAUCAUAUCCACUGCCUAGGGAGGAAAAAGGUGCAAUUUCAAAACUUAUGCCAAAAGUUAUAACCAAUAAUCUUGCUUCUGAAUUUAAUUUCGACGGUCACCGGUAUAAACAAGGUUUUAAAUCAGCCUUAAAGUGGCAGGUAAUCCAAGGUGCUUUAUCCCUCAGGUAUGAGAAUUCGGAUUUAACAGUUGCUGUUGUGGAUAUGCGUUCAUGGUUGCGUAAUGCUAAAGGACGUAAGCAAAUUCCUACUGCUGAUAGUAAAACCAAGAACCAAAGAGAGAAAAAACGAAUCUCUACUACUCCUAAUAAUAGUAAGGACCAAGUCGUUUAAAAUUUGUUUAAAAUUUUCUGAAUUUUAAAAUUUGAAUUUUAGGUAAUAUUCAAGAAUCCUUUGAUUUUGUUUUAAGUAAUCUUGUUUCCUGUCAGUAAUUAAACAUUUGGUAGUUUCCGAACUAUUUUUCAUAUUUUUCUUUUAUUUUUAAUCAUUUUUCUUAAGUCAUGCUAAGUUUUUUUUUGAUUGAUAGAGUUGUAAUUAUGUGAUAAUUCACAACUUGGCCAAGCCUUGCUUAAAAUCACUAGUUUUGUACUCUUUGUUUCUUCUGCAAAUUCAUUCUGUUCAUUGAUUCAUGUUACAUUCCUUGUCAGUA